This is a messenger RNA of Spirometra erinaceieuropaei, 3824 nucleotides long. The record is from the annotation of a GenBank genome assembly. Lineage: Eukaryota; Metazoa; Platyhelminthes; Cestoda; Diphyllobothriidea; Diphyllobothriidae.
AUGUCGUUUGGACUCCGUAACGCUUCUCAGACCUUCCAGAGGUUCGCAGACGGAGUAAUUCGUGGCCUCCAUGUUUUCUACACCAAUAGUGAUGGCGUGCUGAUAGCCAUACCCAUGGAGCAUCUUGCAACGGUGUUUGACCGCCUUCAACAAAUUGGCUUAGUCCUCAACCCGUCCAAAUGCGUCUUCGGCGUGUCUUUCUUCGAGUUUCCCGAACGUCUGGUCGAUAACAACGGUACCCACCGUCUCUAUUCGAAGGCUGCGGCCACUUGUGAACUCCCGCCUCUCUCGUUCGAACAUCAGCUGCAGCGAUUUCUGGGUAUGAUGAAUUUCUAUUGUCAGUUCCUCCCUUACUGCACCAAAACAAUCCUGCCGCUUACGAGUCCCCUAUCGGGUCCCAAAGGUCCUUUUGAGCUGUCUGCAGACGUCCUCGCUGCUUUUGACAAGGUUAAGGCUGCGCUGGCCGAUACCACCCUCCUGACGCAUUGAUCUCCCGAUGCUCCCAUUUCCCACGUGGUUGAUGCGUCCAGUCUUGCAGUGGGCGCGGUUAUCCAACAGCGCUUUGAGAUCGCACCCAACCCUUAGAUUUCUUCUCCAGGAGGCUAUCACCUGCUGAGAGGCGCUGUAACACGUUUGGACGGGAGCUCCUUGCUGUCCUCCUCGCCGUGAAACACUUCCGGCACUUCAUGGAUUGCGGGGACUUCACUGUGUUCACGUAACAAAAACCCCUUUGCUUCGCACUCAAGUCCACUUCUGACAAGCUCAGCCCUCGGGAAAUUCGCCAACUGGAUUACGUUUCGAAGUUCACUUCAGACAUCCGUCAUAUUGAGGCGUCACGGAGUGAGGUGAGACCCUCAAUCGCUCAUCUCCAGCUUUCUCGGGGAUCGAUCUCACUGGGAUAGUUUUCAGACAACACCGUGUUGGUUCGCUCUGCGACAAGGAUGCUUCCGGACUCCAAUUCCAGGGUCCCCUACUGAUGACUGACAAGGGGAUCAUUACCUGUGAUGUUUUCACCGCUCCCCGCGCCGACACCUGGUUCCCUGCUGAUAGAUACGCUUCCGCUCUCGCUGGGUAUACAGGCCGUAUGUAUAACUAAUCCGUGGCUUAUGUCAUCCUCUUCUCUUUCUGACGCAUUUUUGUUCCUCGCUAGAGUCCAGGGUAAGGGUUUUUUGCGGCCCGCGGGUGCGACAGUGCCAGCCACCUGCGCCCUCUCCCCCUCCAGUCUUCUUGAAUAUGUCUUGACACCAGGCUCAGGUGAGGGAGGAGAGGACGCGGUAGAUUCUGCGCAAGUUUGUUUUCACUAUAAACUAGUUCACGCAAAAUCCACCGUGUCUGCUCCCACCUUGAUGUGGGGCACACGGUGGACAUCGUCGGACGCGACGGCUGAACUGUCAUCCGGUGCUGUGCGUGUCCCCUUCCAAUUUCUCCCCCUUCUCUCUUCUCCCCUGUCCCUUUCCACUUCGAAAGUCUUGCAGAGACAGCAACGUGCAAUACUGUAGGCGGCCCAGGGUAACUCAGGUCACUCUCCACUAACCAAGGCCGUGACUCACAGUGGGAGUUCGCCAGCCGCAUUAGAUGUCUAGGCGACCCUAUUUAGGGACAGUACUGCCUACCACCUGACGGGAAAGUGGCCCUAGACAAAUGCUGGGACCAAGUCAUCUGCAUAUGGACCGUGACUUACACAUGUACAACUCAAGGUCAAAACAACCCAACUCACGUCAUCACCCACCCCCCCCGCAAUCCACAGGCUGCAAGAGGGAGUUCGCUCACUUUAGAUGCCUGGAAUGUCCGUCCACUUUUCGACAACCCGCUGAGGACUCUAUCGGAAGAAUGGACGGCAAUUGUCGCUCAAGAACCGGUGAGCCACAAGGUGGAUAUCGCUGCCCUCAGUUGGACCCGUUACGCCCUCUGAAGCGACCGUCCAAAGGCAGAGCAACCUAAGGCUGGUGUCGCAACUGUUACGCGGAAAGACAUUCUGAGACGACUGGUCUGUAUGCCACAGGGCGUCAACCUGCGCCUGCCUCUUCAGGAGCCAAGUUCGCCCUUACCAUCAGUGUCUACGUUUCUUCCUCCAAGGCCAAAUCCGAUGAGGUGGGGAAUAAGUUUUACGUCCUGCUGUCGACUGUGUCGAUGGUGGGAAGGCUCCAAGGUGAGGCUUCGACUGCGAACUUGCCGACGACCACAAUAUAAGCGACCAUUAGUUCAGUUCAAAACUCCUCUCCUGGAUUUGGCUGCUCACCUCUUCGAUUUCGGUGAUCAAUUAACCCAGUGAUCAGAAGCCCUGCAGGAUCUGGACGGCAGUGUUAUUGUGGAGGGAAAGUGCUGUCAUCUGAAGGACGUCAUCCACCACGCCGCCUUGGACGUCCUCGGUCGCGUGCGUCUUCAACAUCAGGACUGCUUUGAUGAAACAGAAGUCGGAAACUUUCUCACUGAAGAGAAAAGUCAACAUUGACGCAAACAAAACAGCUACCUGGGGCGGUAGGAGAUAUCGGGCAGAUCGCAGGACCGAGAAACUCCAAGGUCACGCGAGCUGCAAUGAAACAAAGGACUUCCUUGCUGUCUACGGCUCCACAGUCAAGAUGAUCGCGCCUCUUCUCAGUCCCGACGAAAUAAGACUCCUCAUGGAGAAAUCGCAAUUUCUGAAGUGCUCGGCCGAGCACUUCGUAGCCGUCCUCAAUCUCCCAUUUUCAAUCUCCGACACUGCCAGCGUCCGGCUCUCUGCAAUGACAACGAGCCACAGGCUGAACCUCCCGCCUUCCAUCAAAGCCGAGCAACAAAUCUUUAGUCUACAAAUGGCUGACAGAAAAACUUACCAUGCAUUUCCAAGAGAUUUAGAGUCGGGGACAAGUUUCCAAAGAUUUAAGGGACUCGAGAACCGUCCAUCUAUAUAAUCAGAAAGGGAGUGGUAACUCUGUGGUAAUCACGGAGGAAUAUCGCUGCUCAACACCACCGAAGGGGGCUUCCGUCGCGUUCUUCUCAAUGGUCCCGACAUACAUCCGGAACACGAACUUCUCCCGGAGAGUCAGUGUGACCCCCGUAGGCGCCGUUGAACCGCCGACAUGGUCUCUGACGUCAGCCAACUACAAGAGGAGAGCCAGGAGAUGCGAGCUCCCCCUACAAUACCCUUGUGAACUUGACAAAAGCCUUCGACAAGGCAGAUCGCCAGGAACUGUAGAAAAUCAUGCAGAACUUCGGCUGUUCCGAGAGAUUCGCACACACACACAUGAUGCGUCAGCUCCCCUACGGGAUGAUGGCGCGAGUCACGACAAUGGGACCGUCCCUGAAACAUUUGCAGUAAACAGCGGGGUAAAGCAGGGUUGCGUGCCUGCUUCCACCCUCUUCAGCCUCAUGGCCUCAUAGACGCCUUUGCUGAUGAGCGACCCGGGAUCCGCAUCGUCUUGGCAGUUGACGGCCAUCUCAAGCAUUUGCAAAUCAACCCGGGGACCUGGAAUGACUUCGGCCGGGACAGCUCGGCCUGGCGGAAAGCAGAUGAAACAGGAUGCCAAAGCCAGAUGAUCAGCCCGCCAGUCUCUAACGCCUUUCAGCCACAACACCAACACCCAACCCCUUCCAACAUUCUGAGCGCGGACUGGUCUCGUAGGGCAUCUCAGGAGACAACAACGAUCCAACCUGCUGCCUCCACAAACGCCAUCGUCGUCAUCCAGCCCCAACCUCCACGGGGUCCACGACGACCAUCCUCACCACCGAUGAUCGCACAUCUUAUGUUCCUCCGUCGUCGAUAUCCGCGAUAUCCUCAUGUCCGCCACAACCUCCGCGAUCACUACGGCGGCGACUACCACCGCUCCCACCUCCGCCACGGGUGA